Molecule: messenger RNA, 228 nt
Organism: Microthlaspi erraticum
Lineage: Eukaryota; Viridiplantae; Streptophyta; Magnoliopsida; Brassicales; Brassicaceae
Source: the annotation of a GenBank genome assembly
AUGAUUGAGUCAUAUAGAUCACUUGAAACACCUGCAGCUGAUUUGGAGAUCGAUGUGAACCAUCUUAAGGAAAAGGUACCGAAUUUGGAGAAUGAGCUCGGAGAUGAAAAACGCAACCACCAAGAAGCCAUUGUGCUGUGUCAUGAGCUCGAAGAACAUAUUCAACGAAACAGAAACACUUCUUUGGUUGCUGAGGAUGAGGAAGAAGGUGAUAUCAGGACCAAAUAG